UUUCUCCCCAAUUAUGAAAACUUUCAUUGUACUCACGCUCUGCUGUAGUUUUAUCUCUAGCAGAGCCAACCCUUUACCACUUGAAUUUUCAAACUGUGAUGACCCUGAUGUCUUUAAAGCUGUCGACACAGCACUGAAGAAGUACAAUGGAGAUAGAGCAACUGGUAAUCAAUUUGCUCUAUACAUGGUGAUGGAAGCCAAGAGAACUGCAGGUCCUGACCCACAAUUCUAUGUGAAAUACAGAAUAAAAGAAACCACUUGUGCCGUAGAGGAAAACAAACUCUGGCAAGACUGUGAUUACAAAGUACCUGCAGAUGCUAGCACAGGAGAAUGCACAGCUCGAGUCCACCUGAGUAAUGCUGAACAAAUAAGUAAUGUUUCGCAGAACUGUAACAUUUUUCCAGCUACACCAAACCUAAGAAUUGCUGUGGGUGCUUGUCUUGGGUGCUUCCAACCUAUAGCAAGUGACAGUUCAGAUGUGUCAGAAAUUCUGAAACAAGCCAUUCAAAAGUUUAACAACCACAGUGCUGAACCUGCCCUUUAUAAGCUUGUGGAAAUAAAACAAGCUGAAAGACAGGUGGUAGCUGGAUGGAAUUAUAAAAUCCAUUUUGAAAUUGAGGAGACUAAUUGCUCCAAAGAUGAAUUUCAAGAUUUAACUUCAGAGUGUAAAACCACUUCUAGAGGUCGUGUAGGUAAAUGUGAAGCCAAAGCAUAUCAAAAUCUUCAGGCACAGAUCGUAGAUAUCGCAAGCAAAUGCAAGCUUCCAGUUAAGGAGAUAAUUCCUGAAGCUUGCGUUGGUUGUCCAACAGUUAUCCCAAAUGACCAUCCAGAACUAAAGGAAUUACUGAAGAUUUCUAUGGAGAAGUAUAACUUGGAAAACAGUGAUGACUUCUACUAUAAAGCCGGAGAAAUAGAAGCAGCAACAGUUCAGACGAUUGCAGGACAAAGCUACCAUUUAAAAUUUUCAAUCCGGAAGACAAACUGCUCAAAGACAGAGUUUGAAAAGCUUAAUGAAUACUGUGAAGCCAUAUCAGACAGUGUACAACUGCCAUGUGAAGCACAAAUUCUGGUGACCCCAUGGGAGAAUAAAAUAUUUUCCCAGGUUAACUGCUCUAAAGAACGGUCAAUGACUGUACUUUUGAGAAGGCCUCCUGGAUUCACACCUUUCCGAAGCUCUGCUGCCAUAAAAUUGCCAAAUGCAAUUUCACGCUCUGUUAAAAACGAAGAAAGACAAAGUCCUGGCAAAGAAACAGGAAAAGAUGGUGGACAAGAAUCAGCAAGAGAAGAUCGCCCAGAAUCAACUCUUCCUGGAUGUCCUGGAAAACCAUGGAAACAAAAUGAAGACCUGCCAGCUCCUUCUAGUUUUCCCAGAGAAUUCAGAGAUGAGGAUCUCUUGCCUUCCACAGUAGAAAACAUCGAUCCAGCAACAGAAGACUCAACAACUUCUGAAAACAAAGAUUUUGAACUCUCAGAUGCCUUACAAUAAUUCAAACAUUGUAGGAUCUUUUCAGAUGUUAUACAUAGAAAACUAAGAAAAAUACUACCUUUUGAAAUGUAUUAAAUGUGAAGAGGCAAAUUUUUAUUCUGUUAGCUAACAUACUCAAGGAAGUGACCAGCACUUCUGGGGACCUAAGACCAUAGGGCACUACUCUGCAUUUGCAUGUAUUUGCAAAGAUGUAACUCAGGCAAUGGCACCAGUGAUUCAGAACCAGGCUAGCAAAGGUACCAGGCAAGUCAAUAUGCUGCUACAGAAUUAAAGCUGUAUCUCAUUUGCCUCAAGCUGCUGUAAACACAAAGUGAAACACAGCAUCAAAUGUCACAGUAUCAUGCCUAAAACAAUGGCACAAAGAAUUCUGUACGUUACAUGAAGAAUUUCAAUUAAAUUUAGGUAGGAAAAUGGAAAGCAAAUAUAGAGCAAGAAUGCCUUUCUUAGAUAUCUGAAAUAAUAUUUCUUUAAUUUACUGUAGUGAAUACUUUAAAGAACAAUUUAAAAUAAAGAAACCUCUUAGUUUUACCUGUCAA
Messenger RNA from Pogoniulus pusillus (Red-fronted tinkerbird), 2022 nucleotides. RefSeq names its product kininogen 1 (gene KNG1). The transcript is spliced from 11 exons. The record is from RefSeq and is a predicted model, not a curated record. Lineage: Eukaryota; Metazoa; Chordata; Aves; Piciformes; Lybiidae. Gene Ontology annotation, molecular function: cysteine-type endopeptidase inhibitor activity. Bases 14 to 1486 code for a protein of 490 amino acids. Gene Ontology annotation, biological process: positive regulation of cytosolic calcium ion concentration; negative regulation of blood coagulation; negative regulation of endopeptidase activity. Gene Ontology annotation, cellular component: blood microparticle; extracellular region.